AUGGUCUCAAUUGUCACCGAUCUAAUGGCGGUUACAACCGGAAAAAAAAUUACUAAACCAAAUGGUAACCAUACAAAGAGCGAGAAGAAUCUAACUGAUGGAGGGCAACAUGGGGCUGGAGCCCAUUCCAGAGCCUCCAAAGGAACCGGGCUCCGCAUGCUUGACUCUCCCAUAGCGUCGGAUGUGACGAAGGAGCCUGGCCAAGAAGGUGUUGUGAUUCUAAUCACAGUCAGAUUUCGGGAAUUUGUUCUAACACAGCAGCACCCAUACGUGCCUCGGGAUUUGCAUCUGCCGGACUACGUGCCGUGCUUCUUGUCGCAGAGGGAGAUCGUGCUGCCCUACCUCGUCGCCUCCCUCCUCCUCGUCACUCUCAUCUGGCUCCUCUCCGGGCGUUGUUCGACGAUAACAAAGACCGAUCGCUUGCUCAUGUGCUGGUGGGCUUUUACGGGGCUUACUCACAUUAUUCUCGAGGGGUAUUUUGCCUUCACUCCCGAGUUCUACAAGGAGAAAACUCCCCAUUACCUGGCUGAAGUCUGGAAGGAGUAUAGCAAAAGUGACUCCAGAUACGUCAGCAGGGAUGCAGCAGUUGUUACUGCUGAAGGAAUAACUGCUGCAAUUGAGGGUCCAGCUUGCCUUCUUGCAGUGUAA
Messenger RNA from Ananas comosus (pineapple), 648 nucleotides. Its product is annotated as probable 3-beta-hydroxysteroid-Delta(8),Delta(7)-isomerase. Gene Ontology annotation, biological process: sterol biosynthetic process. NCBI's taxonomy places the organism in Eukaryota, Viridiplantae, Streptophyta, Magnoliopsida, Poales, Bromeliaceae. The record is from RefSeq and is a predicted model, not a curated record. Bases 1 to 648 code for a protein of 215 amino acids. The transcript is spliced from 5 exons. Gene Ontology annotation, cellular component: endoplasmic reticulum; membrane. Gene Ontology annotation, molecular function: steroid Delta-isomerase activity; cholestenol delta-isomerase activity; C-8 sterol isomerase activity.